UCUCUUUCUUUCUCCCUUCCUUCCUUCCUUUUCCCACUAUAUAUACAUACAUACUCUAGUACAAGAGCACCAAUCUGGAUCAAAAACCAAGAAAUGGGAUCAAAUCUGUUUAUUAUCUCAUUAUUGUACUUGUCAUUGUUUUUGUUUUUUUAUCAAAUAAAUGCCACUUCUUUUCUUAAUUCUUCAAAGGCUAAUUCCUGCAAUUUCUUCAGAGGCAAAUGGGUCUAUGAUCCAUCAUACCCUCUUUACAACCCUUCUACUUGUCCUUUCAUGGAUCCGGAAUUCGAUUGUAUCAAGUACGGGCGACCCGAUAGAUCUUAUCUCAAGUACAGAUGGCAGCCUUUCGGCUGCAACCUUCCUAGGUUUAAUGGGGCAGAGAUGUUACUGAAAUGGAGGGGGAAGAAGAUAAUGUUUGUGGGUGACUCACUGAGUUAUAACAUGUGGAUCUCACUGAGUUGCAUGAUUCAUUCUUGGGUGCCUAAUGCUAAGUAUAAACUUGUUAAGACUCGAAAUGUUCUUACCGAUCUUACCUUUCAGGGUUACGGAUUAAAAUUAUCACUAUACCAUACACCAAGUAUAGUCGAUAUUGUAAACGAAAAUGGAAAACGUGUACUGAAACUAGAUUCGAUCCGUCAAGGGAACAUGUGGAAGGGAGCGAAUGUGUUAAUUUUUAACUCCUGGCAUUGGUGGACUCACACCGGGGGUGACCAACCGUGGGAUUACAUAGGAGAAGGGGGGAAACUUUACAACGAUAUGAACAGACUAGUGGCGUAUUAUAAAGGGAUGACAACGUGGUCAAGAUGGGUCAAUCGUUUUGUUGACCCAUCAAAAACCAAAGUUGUCUUUCAAGGCAUUUCACCGGUCCAUUUUGAGGGUUGGGAGUGGAAUGAGCCAUCAAAAACAUGCAAGAGUGAAACUCAACCAUUUUUCGGUUUAAGGUAUCCGGGGGGCACACCACUAGCUUCAGUAGUAAUCAAUAAAGUGUUUGCGAGACUCAAGAAACCAGUCUACUUGCUUGACAUCACCACACUUUCUCAAUACAGAAAGGAUGCUCACCCAACAUACUAUAGUGGCAACCACAUCGGUCUAGAUUGUAGCCAUUGGUGUCUGCCGGGUUUGCCAGAUACUUGGAACAUACUUCUUUAUGCGGCUCUCUCCGGCUAAGUUGGAGAGACCACUGAUUUUAGAAUAGAAUUUCUUUGUAUACGAACAAAUAAUACAAAGACGUCCCUAAACCAACUUACCAUGAUUUCAUAUUAAAAACAUGGUACGGUUGUUUGGGAUGUGUAUGAUCCGUUUGUUUACUUAGGAUUCGUCGUAUUAGGGUGUGUGAUUUAUUGUUAAUUAUUAGUCAUAGUCUCGAUGGCUACAUUAGUUUCCAAUUUUUAUAGAUUUUGGUUCGUAAUUGUUGUGUAAUAAAAGAGAGCACAAUGAUGAUUCAUUUGUAAUAUCUUUGACAUUUGAUUGCAA
This is a messenger RNA of Helianthus annuus (common sunflower), 1470 nucleotides long. RefSeq names its product protein trichome birefringence-like 39. NCBI's taxonomy places the organism in Eukaryota, Viridiplantae, Streptophyta, Magnoliopsida, Asterales, Asteraceae. The record is from RefSeq and is a predicted model, not a curated record. Gene Ontology annotation, cellular component: Golgi apparatus. The transcript is spliced from 5 exons. Bases 94 to 1164 code for a protein of 356 amino acids. Gene Ontology annotation, molecular function: O-acetyltransferase activity.